Saprolegnia diclina VS20 is the source of this 1621-nucleotide messenger RNA. RefSeq lists its product as hypothetical. The transcript has a single exon. Gene Ontology annotation, biological process: mRNA 3'-end processing. Gene Ontology annotation, molecular function: RNA polymerase II complex binding. The record is from RefSeq and is a predicted model, not a curated record. NCBI's taxonomy places the organism in Eukaryota, Oomycota, Saprolegniomycetes, Saprolegniales, Saprolegniaceae. The coding region runs from base 56 to 1534 and encodes 492 amino acids. Gene Ontology annotation, cellular component: RNA polymerase II, holoenzyme.
UUUCCACCGUUGGAGCAGAUCCAGACGAGGUUCCGUGGUCAAGAGAAGAGGAGCGAUGCCAUCAGCCUUCUCGAUCGACAAGUUCACGGACAAGCUGCGCAGCUGCAACGAGACCGCGGGCUCCAUCCAGACGCUGAGCGCAUGGGUGCUCCACCACCGGGCGGCGCUGCCCGAGAUGCUCGAUGCAUGGUACACCAGCUUCAUUGCCGAGACCGCGGCCAAGAAGAUCGUGUAUUUGUACGUGGCGAACGACGUCAUGCAGACCGGUCUGCGCAAGAUCGGCGAAAAGAUCCCGCUGGCGUGCGCCCACAAGGUCAUGAUGGCGGUCGUGCAUGCGAUGCACCCGCAGCGCGACCAAGCGGUGCAUGGCGUCGUGCGCAAGCUCGUGCGUGUCUGGACCGACCGCCGCAUUCUCAACGCCGCCGUCUUGGCCAAGAUGGCCGACCUCUGCAACAAUGGCGCGCGGCCGAUCGACGCGGCCUCGGAUGACGCGUUAGCGACCGAAGAGGACUCAGCCCGCGACAGCUUCCAGGACGAUGCGCUCUUGACCGAGAACCUCGUGCUCGGCGACCUCCCGGACGCCGACGACUCGGAAGUCACGAAGGACGCGGCGCAGAAGCUGCAGGAUCUCGAGGCCGAAAUCAUUAGCACGGACUUGCUCAGCGAUCGCAUGUUCCAGUUGCACUCGAACAUCAAGAUGUUUUACAAGGCGCAGACCGACGAGGCGUUCGAUGUGGACGAAGAGAAGCUCUGCGGUAUGAACUGGGACAUGCUCGAAGUGCCCGUCUUUGAGAUUGUCGUCGACCAGAGCCAGCAGCAGGUCGCGACUUUUCGCCAUCACCUCGAGCAGCAAGGCGCCAAGCGCAACGACCUCAUGGACCACUACGCAUCGCUGACGACGUUUGAUGUGCUCGACGACCCGAUUAUCUGCGACGUCUCGAUGCGCAUGGAGAAGGAGCUCGAGGACAUGGAGCGUCUCCAAACGCUCUGCAAGGAGGCCGUCGUGCUACAAGAGACAACCAAGUUGCAGAAACUGGCGGCCUCCAAGCUCAAGCGCCGUCACAGCGACCGGAGCGUCACUGCCCCCGCGGCGCUGACGCACCGUCACAGCGAUACGGACGUGCUCUCCCGAUCGCGCUGGGACCGUGCGCCGCCCGCCGUCAACCACCCACCACCGACGUCGUCGUCGUACAGCUACGGGUUCGAAGCCCCAGUUGCGCCAGCGUACCAGGCGCCCCCUGCGUACGAAUACACAUCGGCGUCGUCAUCGUCGUACGCACCGUCUUCGUAUGGCUAUGCCCCGCAAGAGACGUACCAGUACCGCGCGGCGCCCGAGCCCCAGUACGGCUACGCGUCGUCUGCGCGCAGCGGUGACAAGUACGGUCGGAAGCGCGAUCGCUCUCGGUCCCGGUCGCCGCCCCGCCGCUCCCAAGACCGACCGCGCACCCACAGCAGCAAGUUUAGCAGCCAAGGCUCCGGCUACAAACGGUCCCAGCGGUCGCGGUCCCGGUCGCGCGAGCGCGAGCGCUGGUGACUAUGGAGAGACGCCCUAACUGCAUCUUCUUUUUUAUCGUAUCGCUCUGCGACUAAUCUAAUCCCUCUAUGCUUUGUGCGCGUGCCA